GAGCCGGGCUGCUCGUGCUGGCGGUAAGGAGCAGGGGUGGCAGCGGCGGUGGAGCACCUCCACCCGUCGCAGUCGCCAUGAAGUCUCCUCAGGCCCAGCGGCCAGCGGGUCAAGCUCUGGGAGAAAACGGCGGCGGAGACCUGGCGGAGGCGCUGGGGGAGUUCGACGCGGUGCUGGCGGAGUUCAACUGCCCUGCCGGCCGGCGCCGCUUCUACUACGGCGAGCACUUGGAGCGCAUGAAGCGACGGAGCAGCGCCAGCGUCAGCGACGGCAGCGGCCUCAGCGACUCGGAGAGUGCAGAUUCACUCUACAGAAAUAGCUUCAGCCUCAGCGAUGAGAAGCUUAACUCUCCAACUGCUUCUACUCUGAGCCUGCAGUCUCCAUCAGUAACCCCAUGUAAAGCAAAGCUUGGAGACACAAAAGAACUGGAGGACUUCAUUGCUGAUCUUGACAGGACGCUAGCAAAUAUGUGAAAUGAAUCUUUGGUAUUAUGCUUGCCUAUGAAUGUCUUCUGAAGGAUAAGUGACAUCAGUCACUGAGAACUGCUGCCAUUGUCUGAUAACUCUGCUUCCCAACAUGCUCACCUUCUGAACAUAACCUCUGUGAACUCCAAGUAUUUAACUGGCAACAUAAUUUUUGUUGUUCUGCAGCAGUUGGAAUAAGAACUGAAGCAUUGCAGCUGUAUUUUGCUUUAAAAUAUAGCUCAGAUUUUAAUUUAAAGUUGCUUUUAUGAAAAUAUAUUUGUAAUUUUAUAUAGUUGAGAACUUUUAAUGCUUUUUUUUCCCCCCCAUUGUAGAAUAUUUUUGUAUGCAAAUAAACCCUAAACUGGAAUCCAGGUGUCUGAAAGCUUCAUGUAGACAUGGGAACUCUGAAAUGUAAGUAUGAAUUAAGCUCUCACUGGAAACAUCCAGCUUGAUAAUAAUCUGAUAGGGUUGUGUGUCCUGCUGGGCAAAAUAUAUGCUGGCUCCAUGUGGAAUUCCAUAUUUUUCUUUUCAACUCAAUUAAAUAAGACAAUUUUGUACCAUGUAAAAUUACUACAGUCAGGAAAACAAUAAAAUUGGUCAAACUUA
Messenger RNA from Pogoniulus pusillus (Red-fronted tinkerbird), 1070 nucleotides. RefSeq names its product regulator of cell cycle (gene RGCC). Gene Ontology annotation, cellular component: cytoplasm. The transcript is spliced from 5 exons. Gene Ontology annotation, biological process: regulation of cell cycle. The record is from RefSeq and is a predicted model, not a curated record. The coding region runs from base 78 to 473 and encodes 131 amino acids. Gene Ontology annotation, molecular function: protein kinase binding; protein kinase activator activity. Lineage: Eukaryota; Metazoa; Chordata; Aves; Piciformes; Lybiidae.